This is a messenger RNA of Mangifera indica (mango), 1473 nucleotides long. RefSeq lists its product as uncharacterized. The coding region runs from base 221 to 1246 and encodes 341 amino acids. NCBI's taxonomy places the organism in Eukaryota, Viridiplantae, Streptophyta, Magnoliopsida, Sapindales, Anacardiaceae. The transcript has 4 exons. The record is from RefSeq and is a predicted model, not a curated record.
UUUUAUGUUCCCUUAGACCACCAUCUUCUCUAUUUAUAACCCGGCUGGAAGCUCCGUUUUUGUUUAAUAUUCAAGCCACUCUAUCACGAGUCCUUCUCUUUCGUGGGGUGUGUCAGUGUGCGUGGAUAUUAUGAAUCUUGUCUAACCAGCAACAUUCAUCAUAUCAAAUCAUCAAACCCACCACCUGACCUCUGUUUAACACAGCUCUGAGCCAUUUAUUAUGGCUACUCACCUGGGAAACGUGGAUCACUCGCUGCCAUUUUAUCAGUUUCACCACUGUGAUGAUACUUCACUCUCACUCUCUGCCUCACCAAACAACAUACCCAUCACUACAACCACUAGUUGGUCUUCCUUCGCUUCAUCUGAGUCUGUUUUAAGUUCGCCAGUUGCGUCAGAAGUGGGUUCGACGGAGACAGAAAGCCACCCGGACGACGAUUUCAUGGCCGAGUUGACUCGUCAAAUGACUCACUUCAUGUUUCAGGAUGAUGAUAAACUGGAAAAGUCUUGGCUCUCGGAUUGCUCGCCGCAAUCAACGCAUUGGUCAUCAUUAGGCAUGGACCACGAGAGGCAAAUAGAUCCAUCUCGAGAACCGGCACCCCCAGGUCCAGGACCAAUCGGGAUAGAGGAGUUUGAGAAGAUGAAAAUGAAUUGUGGAGUCCCCUUAACCAUGAGCAUGAGGAACGAUGAGUUUCACUCUAAACAAGCUCUUAUAGAUGAGCAAAUACGAGCUAUUCAAUUCUUCAAGCUCAGACAAGAGCAGCUUAUGAAGCAACUUGAGUACCAAAAACAGCUUAAGGCUUGCCAAAACAAAGCGAGAGCUUAUAGUGGAUAUAACAAUAUUGGACAAAGGACUGUUCGCCCUCCGACUUCACCUUCUGUUAGCCCAUGGUCUAACAUGCAACAGAGCAACCAACAACCCAGUUCGGGUAUGAGAGCGGUGUUCCUCGGUGAGCCGGGUUCAAAAUCUGGGUCGGGUGGGACUGGUGUCUUUUUGCCAAAAGGAAUCGGCAACCCAUCCGAAUCACGGAAGAAGCCAGGUUGUUCUACAGUUCUUAUACCAGCAAGAGUGGUACAGGCUCUAAAACAGCAUUUUGACAAAGUGGGUGUCCCAAAUGCAUCAAGAUUCAACAUAUGGUCCCCGCCAGCCAUGAAUCAUCAAGAUAUGGGUCUACCUCCAGAACGCACUUGUCGACAGCCCAGCCAGCAAGAGGUGUUCGAGUUCAAGACGGGUUUGAAGGAAAAAUAGACAUUGGCCUAAUAUAGGGAAUCUGGUACAGGAGACUAGGACAAAUAAAGAUGAAGGGAAUAUUUUUCUUUCUUUUUUUGUUUUUGGAGGAAGGCCAAAAUUAGUUUGAAAAUAAGAAUAAAGGUUUCUGAACCGAAAGAGAUGGAAACGGGCUUUGCUCCUUGUUCUGGCUUAUGUAGCUCAAUAAAUUUUUGCAGUUGUCAGCAAUGCAAACGUAAUUGAUUUCA